CUGGUCAGAGGAGAACUGGCCCCCCAACUGAGUCUGGUUUCUCCCAAGGGUGAAGUGGUUCAAAGGCCACUUUGAGGCCUCUAAGAACCAUAGAUAGGUCCCAUGUGGGGAUCGUGAAGGGUAGAGGAGGUUUCAGCCUUCUGGACCCCUUCAGAAAAUGAAUAACCAUGUUGUUUUCACCCACAGCUGCAUCAAAGACUUAAAGGUAGAGGGAGUAUGGCCUUAUCCAGUUAGUCUUGGAGGAAGGACAAUAUCUGAGAUCUGUUGAACGGAUGACAAAUCUGUAACAAAAACCCCUGGGAGUGCACCAGGCAGUGAUAACCAACUGUUUAAGGCUAUAGACGCUCCUUGUUGAUGGAGCUCUAUCCUGUAAUAUGACAUUCAUGAUGCUCUCUGGGAGGUCUACUGACUCCCAUUGAAAGGCCAAACAUGGAUCGGCCAAGGCUUGGCUAGCGACAGCUGCUACAGGUCCAAGAGCCAUGGUUGGCUUCUACAAAAAAGGGGCUCCCAAGAGGACCUUGUGGGCAUCCUCCCUAAUUUGUCUGAUUAACUGGGGGAUCAGAGCAAUUCGGGGAAAAGCAUAAAGUCGUGGGCAAGUCAUGGGCCACAGCAUCCUUGACCUUUGAAAAAUACAUUGGGCAAUGAGAAUUGUCUUCGGAGGCGAAAAGGUCAACCUCCGUCCUCCCAAAGACAUCCCAAAUCCUUUGAACAGUUUGGGGAUGGAGCCUCCACUCCUUCAAGGGACAACAUGUCCGCACCAGUGUUCCAAAUGCCCUGCACAUGCGCUGCCCUCAGCGAGAGCAGAUGGUGCUGGGCCCACUCUAGAAGUGAAUAGGGGUUUUGAGGAUAGCCCGCCGAUUUAUGAAGGACACCACUGUCAUGUUGUCAGACCGGACUAGGACUAUGUUCCAUGCCAGGAGUGGUAAGAAAGUGCAUAGAGCUCGACAUACAGCCCUAAUUUCCAGGCGGUUGAUAUGGAGCUUGCUUUCUGUACUCGUCCAGACACCAAAGGUAGGAUGGCCUUCGCACAGGGCUCCCCAGCUCAUCUUGGAAGCUGGCGAUGCUGAGCUCAUGAGACCUAGCAUCUUUUGAAUCCUCUUGAGCGGCAGAGCCAUUCCGGCCGUAAAGGUUCCUCAUAUGGGUCGAGUCAAUAAUUGUCCCCAGGAACAUGAGGGACUGGAGGGAUCUGUGAGACACCAGCUCCACCUCAGACUGGGCCAAAACGAACCAGUCAUCGAGGAUAUUCAGUAUACACAAUCCCCUCUGUCUCAGAGGAGAGAGAACCACAUUUAUGCACUUUGUAAAAGUGCGGGAGGCCAGGGACAGUCCGAAUGGAAUGACCGUGUAUUGAUAUACCACUCCCUCAGAAGCGAAUCUCAAGUAGCGCCUGUGAAGGAGGGUUAUCUGGUUAUGAAAGUAAGCAUCGUUCAAAUUUAAAGAAAAAAAAAACCGUCCCCUGGGCAUAUUUGCGCGAGGAUCUGCUUCAAAGUAAUCAGUCUGAAUGAGUACUUCAUCAGGACCAGGCUCUAAGGUAAGACAAGGCAAUUUGGAGGGUGGUCCAGCGGCGGCGUGGCUUAGCCUCCCCCUCCUCCUGACCGGUGCAUCAGGCUAACUUCUGAGGCGUCCAGCACUAUCUUGGUCCGGGGUCCUUGCUGCUUCGGAAGGGGGUCUCUUUUUCACUUAAAAAAUGUGGUGCUUACUUGCCGAUGAUUAAUCAGAUGAAAAUAUAAAUACAAAACCUUACAUGAAAAAAGAAGUUGACUAAGAUUGAAUCCAGUAUUUGGUGAUAAUGUAGGAUGAGAAGUGAUUUUUAAGCAAAUUAUGAUGCCGGAUAACUUUUGACCAGAAAUACCAAAAGUGUGCCAUUUUGUACAAAAUAAAAGUGUGUGAUUUCCACAAUAAUGUGAUAAACAGUCAACAUUUUCAUCAGUUUGUAUUUAAUAUUGUGUAAAUAAAGAAAAGAAGUUGACAAAAAAAUUAAUUCAAUUGGUCAUAAUAUAGCAUAAUGAAUGAUUUAUAAGAAAUUUUUUGAGGGGGUAAUUUUUGCCCUGGAACACCACAAGUGUUAAAGGUUCUGAACACAACACAAGGGUUAAAAUAACCCUAGUUUUUGGUUAUACAGAUAAAUGUAAUAAAUCCUUAAUCUGUAAAGACUACGCUUAUUGCACUUCAGAAUAAUAACAAAACAUGCUCUUCUGUAAAAUAUUUAAAAUAAACAUGAUGAAAAGUAAACUUUUGUGCACAGACAAUUUUAUUUUGCUCCCAUUGAGAUAAAAUAAAUAAAUAAAUGCACCCCCAUUUGCACAUAACAUAAAACAUAUGCCAUAGCUCAAGACAAGAUCAAGAUCAAGACUGAAGUAAAUGGUCAUUUUGACUUCAUGCGGACUUUAAGCUUUAACUUUAAUAACUCCUGCAAUGUCUUCAGUUAACGUUAUAUAUUUUGAAUGAUCGAAGCAAGCAUGCAUUAUUAAUGUUUCUACCACUGUAAGACUUUGUUUUGCAUGUUACUGCAUGCAAACCGAUAAGUGUUAAAACAAACAAACGAAAAAUCCAAAUGUUACGGCUCGGGUGAUCUGUCAAUACAAUAAGUUAUACAACACCGUGAGACACGAUACAGACAGAUGUAUAUUUAACAACAACAAAAAAUGAUUAUUAGGACUGAGAAAUUACAACCUGCUUUACGUUGUCAGUUAUCACCAUGUCAUGCCUUUAAUGUUAAUAACACUUCUGUAUUUCUUUCUUGUUUAUAUGGUAUAUUCUAUACCGUUAAGCAUGAAAAGUAAAAUGACUAGACAAGCAGUAGUGAUUUUAGAACGCGUUGCAGCGGCUGCGCAAAUUUUGUGACAUAUUGACGCUCUUGAACACGCCUUCUCUCUUGAACUGAGGCGUAAGUACAGUCAGCUUUUUAGUGCAAAAUCGUCCACUGAUCAAAAGUAGUGGAGGAAAUCAGGAAACCCUGUUUGCCUAUGCAAAAUGAAGUUUAAUAUUUGUGCAGCCAAACCUGAAGACUGUAAAGAUAUAGCGCGCAUGAUUAUGGAAUUGGCCGUUUAUGAAAAGAUGCCCGACCAAGUGAAGAUAUCCUAUAAAGAGUUGGAGAAGGAUGGAUUUGGCCCCAAUCCUUUUUACCAGUGUCUUGUAGCGGAGGUACCUGAGGAGCACAAGUCUAAAGAUGGACAUACCAAGGUUGGCUAUGCUCUCUUCUUCUAUACAUACAGCACUUGGAAAGGGAGGACUGUGUAUAUGGAAGAUCUGUAUGUGAUGCCAGAGUACAGAGGUAAAGGCAUGGGAAAGGCUUUAAUGGCAACUGUUGCCAAAGUGGCUAAAGAGCAGCAUUGUGUGCGUUUACAGUUCUCUGUAUUAGACUGGAACAAGCCCUCCCUAGACUUUUAUUUGUCUAAAGGUGCAGAGGACCUUACAGCUAAAGAGGGAUGGCAUUUUCUCCGCUUUCAUGGAAUAGCUCUGGAUAAUCUAGCACAGGAAGCACCUUAAAGAACAUGACAUAAUGACAAGUAAUACUUCGUGAAUAGUUUAACUUUGUUUUAAUUCCAUAUCUUCAAUCUUAUAAAAGGUUUAAAAAUAUUGAAACAAGAACAAUAAAAGUGUCAAUAAUGAUAUUCUAAUUAAUGUUUCAGUUAAUGUUUAUUUUUGCACCAACAUUCAAUGCAAAGUUAUUUUGACAUCUUUAAAAUACAUUUUGCAAUAAACAUCUGGCUGUUUCAAA
Molecule: messenger RNA, 3721 nt
Organism: Carassius auratus (goldfish)
Lineage: Eukaryota; Metazoa; Chordata; Actinopteri; Cypriniformes; Cyprinidae
Gene: sat2b
Product: spermidine/spermine N1-acetyltransferase family member 2b
Exons: 6
Coding region: 2974-3489 (171 amino acids)
Molecular function (GO): N-acetyltransferase activity
Source: RefSeq, a predicted model, not a curated record